AUGUUAACAAAUAAUACAACACUUACCACCCUCUAUCUUAUGCGUAAUCAAAUUGGUGAUCAUGGAGCAGAAUGUCUUGCUGAUGCUUUGAAAAUCAAUUCGACACUCACUACUCUUGAUCUUUUUUGGAGUGACAUUGGAUCUCUUGGAGCACAACAACUUGCCGCUGCUUUAGAAAAGAACUCAACACUCUUGACACUGGACCUCGGAUAUAGUAGAAUUGAGCCUAUCGGAAUACAACAUCUCGGUGCUAUGUUAAAAAAGAACAAAACACUCACUAAUCUGAAUCUUGAAUGCAACAAAAUAGAAGAUAAUGAAGCCAAAUAUCUGGCUGCUAGUUUAAUAGAAAACUCGACACUCAUUUCACUUAAUCUUGGUUAUAAUCAAAUUGGAGAUGUUGGAGCAGAACAUCUCGCUAAUAUGUUAACGAAAAAUAAAACACUUACUGCACUUCAUCUUGGAAGACAAAUUGGAGAUGUUGGUGCUCAACACCUUGCUGUUGCCUUAAGAAAUAACUCUAGACUGACCACACUCAUUGUUGAAAGUAAUACAUUUGGAAUAAUUGGAACACAAGAUCUUGUCGAUGCCUUAAGACAUAACUCAACACUUGAAGAACUGUACAUGUUCUAUCGAAAUGAAAAUCUUCGAGAUUCAACUAUUCAAAAACAAAUGAUAGCACAAGAUCAUAGAAUCAAAUGA
Messenger RNA from Adineta ricciae, 699 nucleotides. The record is from the annotation of a GenBank genome assembly. Lineage: Eukaryota; Metazoa; Rotifera; Eurotatoria; Adinetida; Adinetidae.